Molecule: messenger RNA, 5355 nt
Organism: Clupea harengus (Atlantic herring)
Lineage: Eukaryota; Metazoa; Chordata; Actinopteri; Clupeiformes; Clupeidae
Gene: vwa5b2
Product: von Willebrand factor A domain containing 5B2
Exons: 24
Coding region: 133-4779 (1548 amino acids)
Source: RefSeq, a predicted model, not a curated record
GCGAGUGGGAAUUCAUAUGCGCUCCGGCGAACAGUGAGUGACGCGGGGUUACCAGGCAAAAACAAACGUGGGAUGGAGUCAAAGUAACCUCCACCGGCACCAGAGGAACUGCGUGGAAAUCGUUGAAGGAAUAUGCCUGGCCUAAGAAACCGGUCUACCUGGGCACCUCUGCUCCUGAAAGCAUCCUGCAUCAAGUCCUGUGCCAAUGGCUGCUCCCUGGGUAUCACUGCCCACCUCACCUAUGCCAACAUAGACCCCGAGCCUGUGGAGGGUGUGUUUGUGUACCCGCUGGCUGAGAGGGAGGUGGUGGUGGGCUUUGAGGCGGUGAUCGCCGGCCGGAUCGUCAGCGUUCAGAUCCAAAGCCGGGGCAAGCUGGAGGACUGCUGCCUGGACUGCUGCCCCACCUCAGCCUUAGACACCCAGUGCACCAAUGGCAAGGACUGGUGCUGCUGUGGCAACUCAGGGCAGGACCUGCAGUGCACCAAUGGACACCUGGUUCUGGAUGAAGACCUGGAGAGAGGCACCUUCAUUGUCAGCACAGGACUCAUUGGGUCCAUGGAGAUCGUGUCUGUCAUCAUAAACACUACUCAGGAAUUACCUACCCUUGAGAAUGGAGCGGUCCGUCUCGUGUUCCCCACAGUCCUCACGCCCAUAGUGAGGGCACGGAUGGUGCCAAGCAAGACUGAAAAUGGGCUACGUUCAGAUGAAAAUGGUUCAACCAGCUGUUUUGGUGCUGGUCCUGGCAAAGCAGACCGGCUGCUGGGGUCCAGUCAGCAGUGUGUGCACACCAUCUUCACCAGCCCUGCCACCAACCUCUCGCCCUACGAGUUCAGCUUCCAGCUGCUGGUCAGAGGCGCUUGUCUACUGGCAGGCCUGGAGAGCCCCACCCACCCGAUGCGAGCCGACGCCGACCCCAGUGCCCAGUCCGCCUCCGUCACCUGCAUCACACUGGCCGAGGAACAUCCCUACGAUCGACACCUGGAGGUCAUCCUCCACCUGAGCGAACCUCGCAGCCCAUUGGUCAUCCUGGAAAGGGGACGGCUCACUUUUAGCCAAUACGAAGAGCAGAUCAGCGCCCGCCGUGAUUUCAUUCGAUGUGCUCGCAAGGAUCCUGAGUCAGAGAAAAAGCUGGAGUUUGUGCGGAAGCGUUACCAUAAGGACAUUCUGUGCAGCCCGGUCCUGAUGCUGAACUUCUGCCCAGACCUGCUGGCGGAGCCUCCUCAGCUGCAGCGGGCCUCCAGGGAGCUGCUCUUCCUCAUCGACCGCAGCGGCAGCAUGAGCGACCACAACAUCAGCAAGAUCAAGGCAAUCCCACUCUUCAGCCUCAUGCUGCUCAGAACAGCUCAUUUCUUUUGUUUUCUUUUUGUUCUUUCUUUCUUUGUUUCUAACUUUCUGUCUGUCUUUUUUCCCCUCAUCUUCUUUAUUUCCCUCUUCCUCCUCCCAUCUUCUCAUCUUCUGCCUUCUUCUUGUCCUCCUUCCACUCAUGAUGUUUUCAUCCCCCCUCAACUGGAACCCUGCACACACCCCUGUCCCAGUCUCCACUCCCAUCCGAGACACAUGGGACGGACACUGACAGUGUCUCUCUGUCCUGCUGCUUUUUCUCAAUCACAGGAAGGGUUGCUGGUGGCCAUUAAAAGUGUUCCUCCAGGGACGAUGCUCAACAUCAUCGGCUUCGGCUCCACUGUCAAGACACUAUUCACAACCAGCAAGCCCUGUGCCGAUGUCAGUUUAACCCUCAACACAUACACACAGCACACAGCCACACUGGCCCAGGCCUGCGAGUACCUGCAGAAGAUGCGUGCCAACAUGGGGGGCACCAACCUGCUGGCUGCCCUGGCGUGGGUGUACCAGCAGCCUGCACACCGCAGCAGCCCACGCCAGCUCUUCAUCCUCACCGACGGCUCUGUCAGCAACGUGGGCAAAGUGCUGGAGCUGGUGCGCAGGAACACCUGCUCAGCCAGGUGCUUCAGUCUGGGCCUGGGCCCACGAGCCUGUAGAAGGCUUCUCAAGGGGGUCGCCACGGUGACUGGUGGCAGCGCAGAGUUCUUGAGUGAGGAGGAGAGGCUGCAACCUAAGCUUAUUAAAUCUCUGAAGAAAGCCCUUGAGCCUGUCCUGACUGAUGUGCGCAUUGACUGGUAUGUGCCAGACAAUAUGGAGGCCCUUCUUUCACCCAAUGAAAUCCCGCCACUCUACCCUGGUAGUCGUCUGAUUGGCUACUGCACUUUGUACGAUGUGGCGGCAUUCCAAAGCAGGAAGAAUGAGGUCAAAGGGCGGUCCUAUAGAGGCAUGUCUCGGGGUUCUCUGGGCUCUGUGUUUGGCCAGGUCCAGGACGAGCUGUCCAACCCAUCCGAGCUCCUGCAGCAACUCCUGGUGCUACCGGGGGAGGAGGGGGAGGACCUGGAGGAAGCCCUUAGAGAGAUCUCCAGAGAAAUCUCCUCCGAGUUCUCCUGUGCCAAAGCCUCAGACACUGACAACAACAGCACAGAACAGAUGUAUGACUGUAAGAAGAGAGUGAGUAGAAUCAGAGGGGGCGUGGCAGGAGCAGGGCUCAGUGCUGGCGUGACAUUGAGCUUGUACAAAAAGCAGCUGCCAGAGUUCUUACGAAAAACCAAAGGAAUUGACCAUAUUACUCCAAUAAUUAAGUCCUUACACUGGUUUCCAGUAAGUCACAAAAUGGGACAGGACCAAAUUCCCUCUCAAAUAUGUAGCUGUAUCUCAGCAGUAUACACCUGCUCGAUCUCUCAGAUCACUUGGGGGAAAUCUGUUGUCGUAGACCUGGGGUCUUACAGUGAUGUGCGGCAGCGGAUCGAGGGGGCAUCUUAUGUGCAGGACCAGUAUGUUCUGACCCGCUGCUCCAUCAGCAGCGACCGUGGCCUCCUCUCGGGUUCCCCUGCCUCAGACUGGACUGUCCCGGGCCUGGACACGGGCUCCCUGCCUCAGGGCCUGGAGAAAGUGGCCCCUCCAGAACCACGGGGUCUCUCACGCUGGGAGUUCCCCUGGCAACACACAGUGCCCUCAGAGAACACCAACACCAGCCCUGAGAAGGCUGGCAGGCUGGCAGACAAAGAGGAGAGUCAUCGCAGGCAGAAGGCGCUUGCCCGCUGUGCCAUGUCUGCGCGCAGUUUCUCAUCUCCGCAGGGUGACCUGGACAUGCACAGGCUGCGGCGUGCACUGGAGAAGGUCUCCUUCGACCAGGCGGUGGGUGGGCGGCUGGAGGAGAGCGACAGCGAGACGCAUCCCAGCUCCGGAGGAGCCCUUUCACGCAGGAGCCUGACCGACUCCAACGGCCUGCUUUUCCCAGCCUCCCCUCUGGACUGGGACGGCUUCACUGACCUGGAGUGCCUUUUUGCAGCCGCGCCACCAGACGAGCCCCAGGCUCUGCAGGCCCGCUCCCUCAUCCAUGGCUUGCUGGGAGGGCGGCCCGUGUCCUGGGAGGUGUCUGUGGACCUGAGUCCCCUCUGGGCCCCUCAGAGCCCCACGCCCAUAGCCGACCCCUGGGGAGAGAUGGUGCAUCAGCUGGCCGCUCGCUCUGUGAUCCGAGACUUUGAAAACCUGACAGAAAAGGAGUCUGAUAUUGAGCAUGGUCCAGCGAAGAGGUACAGGAUGAAGGCUAUCCAGACCAGCAAGAGCUGCAACAUCAUCUGCAUGUACACCUCCUUCACCGCUACUGACUCCAGCACCAGCACCAGCAAGGGUCUCAAGGAUGGAACAGAACCCCUCAGCUCAGCAGGGUUACGUUUGGGGACGAGGCACAGCUCCCACACGGGGAGCAGGAGGCAGAGGUCCUACUCUGUGGGUCUGGGGCGCAGGCCCUCCAGCCGGGACAGUGAGGAGUUAGAGGACACCUUCCCCUCCACAGACAGAGAUGACACCCCUACCUCCCCCUGCAGCCUCACCUCCUGGGACAGCAGUACAGGCCCCAGUGCGCACCCCGCCAGCCCCUCUGCCACCUCGACCCGCUCCCAGCGCUCCAUAGAGAGCAGGUCUGUAGAGAGCUUCUUCGGCUCCAGGUUUAAUUUGGGGAGGCUGAUGUCCACAAACGCCUCAGGAAGACAGGCAGCCCUGAAGCCCCACUGUCUUUCUGCGGAGGCAGAGAAGCACACAGAGACUCACACUCCCAGCUACCUGCCUCUGGUGCAUCUGCAGUUGGCUUCCGGAGCCUUCCGUCUGAACGAGUCUUACUCCGAGUGCAUCCAGAUCCCUCUGGAGCGUCUGAAGAGGGCGUCCCCAUACACCCGUCAUCGUAGCAGCCUGAGCCCCCCCAUCCGCUGCAUCUCUCCCCCAGCCAAUCAGGAGGGGGGCCCAGCCCCAGCCCCAGCCCCAGCCCAAGCCCCAGGCCCUGCCAGGGGGUCUGCUAGGCCCAGCAUGGGGCGCUGCCUUGAACCUGACACCGUCCUCUCCGACCCCAUUAGCUCAGAGGAGGGUGGGGUUCCCCAGGCAGAUAGCGGCCGUGGUUCGGAGACAGACAUGUGCGAGGGAUCCCCUCUGGAGCCUGCUGAUCUGCCAGGGGAUCCUACACUGGUCCAGCUGGACCUGGAGAGCCUGAGCUGGGCCACGGCGGUGGCCUUGGCCUGGCUUGAGCACCGCUGCGCCGGCUACUUUGUUGAGUGGGAGCUGAUCGCUGCUAAGGCGGAUUUCUGGCUGCGCAGUCAGACACUGCCCGAGGGCUUGGACCUAGCGGGGCUGAAGGCAGCCGCACGGCAGCUGUUCUUGCUGCUGCGCCACUGGGACGAGAAUAUCCAGCUCAACAUGCUCUGCUACAACCCCAAAAACAUGUGAUUCAUGCUACGCUAGUGCUGCAACCUCAAUAACAUGUGAUUUAUGCUACGCUACUGCUGCAACCCAAACAUGUCAUAAUGUUACAAUAUAACCCCAAUAUGUAUUUCCAGCUACACCACUGCAAAGACCCAACAACCUGUCAUUCAAGCUAUGCUACAACCCAAGAACUUAUGCUUCACGCUUGUGCUCUUAUAACUGCAUUACAAAUCUAUGCCUUCAUUUGUUCCAAAUCAAUGCAAUUUUAAGUUUUUAAGUGUUUCCUUGCUUUUCUAACUGGCAGAUUGAAAUGUACCUGAUAUUAUUUAAUUUUCCACUUUUCACCUUUACAAGGCCUAAUUGCUGUUACAAACUGAUAAUCAAUCUAGAUCACAUUAGAUCUGAUAACUGCCAAAAAGGAAACACUUCUUCAUUAUGUCUAUUUCAUAUGACACCAAUUUACAGUUCUAAAGGUGACACACACAGUUAAUGCAUACAAACUCAUCUGGAUUUACAAUUUAAACCAGAUUUUAUGUAUAUCUUAAUUGCUUGAUGAAUGUUUCAUACAGAUUCAUAACAUUUUUCUUCAGCUUGUGUUUC